UGACUUCUUCAUCUUCACGUCUUCACGUCUUGCGACGUCUGCUCCUGCUCUUUUCACGCUGUUGGGUGUUCGUUUGGGCUUGAAGGCUUUUUAAAUUGAUUUAAUAUCUCUUCAACGAAUGAAGAAUGGACGAAUACAAAACUUUCAAUGACCUGGGGCUUAGCCCUUGGCUUGUUCGACAGUGUGACCUUCUUGGUAUGAAAAGUCCCACAGAAAUUCAAAAGAAGUGUAUACCUCGUAUUUUGCAAGGUGAGGAUUGCAUAGGAUGUGCCAAAACGGGAAGUGGAAAGACCUUAGCUUUUGCCCUCCCUAUACUGAACAAACUGGGUGAAGAUCCAUAUGGAAUAUUUGCCCUUAUUUUAACUCCAACGAGAGAAUUAGCAUACCAGAUAGGAGACCAGUUUGCAGUUAUGGGCAAAACAUUAAAUCUGAGAAUGAGUGUUAUUGUUGGUGGAAUGGAUAUGAUGGUUCAGGGACAAGAACUCAGCCGAAAGCCUCACAUAGUUGUUGCAACACCUGGGAGACUUGCAGAUCAUUUAGAAAGUUGUGACACAUUCAGCCUGAAGAGAAUAAAAUAUCUUGUUUUAGAUGAAGCUGAUCGGUUAUUAGAGGGUCGAUUUGAUCACCAACUGAAGACCGUUUUUGAAUGUAUUCCAGAAAAAAGACAAACACUACUGUUUAGUGCCACAUUGUCAGAUUCUCUGGAUAAGGUUAAGUCUAUUGCAGAUGAAAAGGUCUUUGUAUGGUCAGAGCCAACAGAUGUGGCCACCGUUGACCAACUUGCUCAAUCUUAUGUUCUCUGUCCACCUAUGGUACGAGACGGAUAUUUAGUUGAAACGAUUAGAACAUACCGUUCACAAGAUGAGAAUGGGUCUAUAAUGAUAUUCACUGACACUUGCAAAAAUUGCCAGCUUCUCUCUAUGACUCUCAAUGAAGUUGGCUUUGAAAAUGUGGCCUUGCAUGCUAUGGAAAGACAGAGAGAAAGACUGGCUUCCUUGGCCAAAUUUAAAUCUAAUGUUGUCAAAAUAUUGAUUGCUACUGAUGUAGCCAGCAGAGGUUUAGAUAUUCCUGCUGUGCAACUCGUCCUUAAUCAUACCCUACCUAACUCUCCUAAAGAUUACAUUCAUAGAGUGGGUCGAACAGCUCGAGCAGGACGUGGGGGUCUUGCAGUUUCCCUUAUAACUCCACAUGACAUCAAGAUUUUGCAAGCUAUUGAAGAAGCUAUCAAUUUUAAACUAUCAGAAUAUAAAAUUGAUGAUAAGGAAGUGGCUAAAAUUGUGACUCAAGUAUCAGUCACAAAGAGAGAAGCAGGAAUAAAACUGGAUGAAACAGACUUCUAUGAGAAAAAGGCUAUCAACAAACGUAAGAAAUUGAUACUUGAAGGUAAAGAUCCUGACGAAGAAGAAGCUCGCUUGGAGGCGAGGAAGAAGUUGAAGCGGAAAUUAGCAAAGAAGAAAGCCAAGGAAUAUGCCAAAAAAAAGAAAGUUUCAAGUACCUUAGUACAAGAUGAUGAUUCAGAUUAAUCCCAGAUUUAUUUUGGUGCAAAACUGAAUUAUACCUUAACAAAUUUAA
Frankliniella occidentalis (western flower thrips) is the source of this 1572-nucleotide messenger RNA. It is a transcript of the gene Dbp45A, whose product is annotated as probable ATP-dependent RNA helicase DDX49. The coding region runs from base 126 to 1523 and encodes 465 amino acids. NCBI's taxonomy places the organism in Eukaryota, Metazoa, Arthropoda, Insecta, Thysanoptera, Thripidae. The transcript is spliced from 9 exons. The record is from RefSeq and is a predicted model, not a curated record. Gene Ontology annotation, molecular function: RNA helicase activity; nucleic acid binding; ATP binding.